AUGGUAUACACGAGACGUAAAAGAUCGGUUAAAUCACACGAAAAUGAAGCAGCGACAUCUACAAAAGUAUUAAAAAGUGGCAGAGGAAAGGCGAAUAAAGCGAUGAGAAGUGGCGCGAACGCCGUCAGAGAAACUGAAAGAGAAAAUGAAAAAGACGCGUUGAAAACAGGACUUCCUGAAGUCGUUGAAGAGAUGCGAACAGUUACAGCUGCUGAUUCCAUCGAAGACGAUAUGGAAGAAAUUGCCGCUCCAUAUUCGUCAUCGAAUCGUCGUGUCGAUUCGCCAGUUUAUGAAAACUUAGAAAACGUGCGGCACGAGGAGCUGUUAUCAGCUAAUGUGAAGGGAGAGUACACAUCAACACCGAAAGGUCCAAAAUCAAUCCCACCUCCGAGAUUUAUCAAAAAAGAGAAUUAUUCGACAAGUGUCUUUUGUGGUACGAAUGAAGAGUCUACAAGUCACUCGUCAUCGUUUUCAAAUGGUUUGAGGGAUUAUCAUGUCCCCGUAACUCCUUCUCAGCCAUGUCCAACGCCUUCGUAUUCGAAUAGAGUUAAACCUUUCCAAUCUGAAACGGGUGUUCGUGAGCGACAAACCCAUUUUUCGACUAAUAAUAAUACGUGGGAUCCAGUCGGUUUUUCUGCAAACAAUUUGUAUGAUUUGACAACAGGGAUUCCGCUGCCGCGCCUGGAAUGCGAGGAAAACCUGAAGAAGUUGGACAAGAACGUUCUCAACACGGAUUUUUAUCCUUUUCUGCAAAUCGCUCAGCGCUUUCAUAAUGUCAAUAGAGACAUGGAAAUGUUGGCGUUGGGGCAGGCGUUCAAUGUCGCAAUGCUGAACAAGAUGACUGCUCGCCUCCGCCAAGCCGAAAAAACAAAUGCAGCACUGGAAAGAGAGUCAGACAUCAUCAAAGGCGUCGGAUUCGAUUUAAAGAGAGCCGCUGAAGUCGAAAAAGACGUCGAACUCCCUUGCAGAAAAAUCGUUAAAUUGUCAUCCAUCGUUACUGCUGUGGAGGCUUCGAAAUGGACUUCCUCACGUUUCUUCGGAGAUUCAAGAAACUUAAUGCGAUUCGUUUAUAAAGAAAUUGCGAAACGAGAUGCUUUUUUCGCCGGAUACUCCGCUCAGGACAGUUCGAAUAAAGGAUACGUUGCUUUCGGAGACAAAUUCUACCGGCCAAUAGUCGAUUUCGUCGUUGCCGGUUUCAGACAGCCAAGAGAUGUCAACACGUUGACAACACUUCAUUGUGCCGCAAGAGAGGCAAUGAUUAAUCUAUUAGAUAGAUUCCGGAAAGAAUACAAAGAAAAAAUGGAAUCUACAGCCAAGGAAGUGGCCGAUACGUUGAAGGAUCAUCUUUUCCGGCUGUCUCUUGUGGAGGACGGUUUGUAUCAGGAAGCUCUGGACCUCACUGACAUCUCGACGCCUCAUGCCGAUUUCAUCUGCUUGAAGUGA
Molecule: messenger RNA, 1443 nt
Organism: Caenorhabditis remanei
Lineage: Eukaryota; Metazoa; Nematoda; Chromadorea; Rhabditida; Rhabditidae
Exons: 9
Coding region: 1-1443 (480 amino acids)
Source: RefSeq, a predicted model, not a curated record